Molecule: messenger RNA, 7082 nt
Organism: Xyrauchen texanus (razorback sucker)
Lineage: Eukaryota; Metazoa; Chordata; Actinopteri; Cypriniformes; Catostomidae
Product: 1-phosphatidylinositol 3-phosphate 5-kinase-like
Exons: 43
Coding region: 164-6472 (2102 amino acids)
Biological process (GO): phosphatidylinositol metabolic process; intracellular signal transduction
Molecular function (GO): 1-phosphatidylinositol-3-phosphate 5-kinase activity; metal ion binding; ATP binding
Source: RefSeq, a predicted model, not a curated record
UGAUGAAGUGGCUGAACAUCACAAGGGUGGAAUUAGCUGGAAAUGUUAUUCUGUUAGAUGCACUAGGGAUUGAUGUCGUCUUUACACAGCUGACAUAGAGAUGGUGUAAACAGCGACGACACAGGGACAGUGACAGAAAUAGGCUUCUUCCUCAUCCUCUGCGAUGGACUGGAGCUCCGAGCCACCACUCUCGCCUACCAGUACUUCCCACCUGACACACUUCAAGCCCCUGACUCCUGAGCAGGAUGAGCCACCCCUGCGCUCUGCCUACAGCUCCUUCGUCAGUCUAUUCCGCUUCAACAAAGAAAAAACAGGUGCAAACAUUGCACCAGCAAAAAAGCUUGACGAAGAACGGCCUGCUUCAGUGAUGGAGAAAAGUCAGUCGGCUUCAUCAUCUCCGCAGGGCCCACGCCGCAACUGGUCGAGUCCCUCACAUUCUAUACAUGGAACCAAAACGCACAAGAAACAUUCAGAACAUCUCAGAAGAACAUCCACUGUGUCAGAGGGUCGACGGAAAUCAGAAGUUCCUCUGGGCAGCCACGACCCCCGGACUGCUGUCCAGCUCCGGACGGCUCUCAAGAGACUCAAGGAGAUCAUGGAAGGAAAGAGUCAGGACAGUGAUCUGAAGCAAUACUGGAUGCCGGACAGCCAGUGCAAGGAGUGCUAUGACUGCAACGAAAAAUUCACAACCUUCCGACGCCGUCACCACUGUCGACUAUGUGGCCAGAUCUUCUGCAGCCGUUGCUGCAACCAGGAAAUUCCUGGCAAGUUCAUGGGCUACACGGGUGAUUUACGGGCAUGUACUUAUUGUCGUAAGAUAGCGUUAAGCUACGCUCACUCAACCGAUUCGAGCUCCAUCGGCGAGGACCUGAGCGCUUUGUCAGACUCACCCUGCUCCGUGUGUGUGCUGGAACCCACCGAACCCCGUACACCUGUGGGAGGACGCAAAGCUAGCCGGAACAUUUUCCUGGAAGAGGACCUGGCCUGGCAAAGAAAAAAUUCCAUUGGGAUGAGGAAGAAUCUGGUCCAUCAGGAGUCUCAGAACAGCGGCCUUAGUUCCAGGCUUAAUGCAGUCCAAGAGGAUUUGGGCAAGUCACCAGCCAGGAAGAGGUCAGCGAGUGUGACCAACCUGUCUUUGGACCGUUCCGGCUCAUCCAUGGUUCCUACCUACGAGAGUUCAGUCAGCCCACAGAAUAGCCGGGCACUGCCUAAGACUGACCACAAUGAAGAAGAGCGAAAGAUCCUUUUGGAUUCUUCUCAACUUAAAGAUCUUUGGAAGAAGAUUUGCCACAACAGUACAGGGAUGGAGUUCCAGGAUCAUCGAUACUGGCUGCGUACUUACCCUAACUGCAUUGUGGGUAAAGAGUUGGUUAACUGGCUCUUACAAAAUGGUACUAUUUCUACUAGGGCUCAGGCCAUAGCCAUUGGACAGGCUUUAGUAGAUGGCCGCUGGCUUGACUGUUUAACCCAUAAUGAUCAGAUAUUUCGUGAUGAGUAUGCCCUCUAUCGACCCCUUCAGAGCACAGAGUUUUCGGAAACUCCCUCUCCAGACAGUGACAGUGUGAAUUCCCUGGAGGGACACUCCGAACCAUCAUGGUUUAAAGAUAUCAAGUUUGACGACAGUGACACUGAGCAGCUUGCGGAUGAAAAUUACUAUGUCACACCAAGCUCAGCCAGCCCCAGCAAAAGAACUUCGGUCAGCAGUUUCCACUCUGCGGUAGACAGUGACUCGGCCGCCUCCAUCAACCUGAAUGUGGAGCAGGACAAUGUCAAUUUCCACAUCAAGAAGCAGGCCAAGUACCCCCAUGUGCCUCCAUAUCCAGCCGAGCAAAAAAGUAUGGAGCCCUAUGACCCAUUCACCCCAGAAACCGACAUCCAUGCACCAAUGGAAGUCCUGUUCUCUGAAGAUGGAGGUCAGCAUAUAUCCAUCAGUGAUGCUUUCAUCAAAGAGUCUUUGUUUAACCGGAGAGUUGAGGAGAAAGCUAAAGAGAUGCUGUUCACUCCUCUCAGCUGGCACCACAGCUCCUUGGACCAAUUGCGUGAAGAGAAUGGGGAAAAGAAAGCAAUGGAGCGAUUGCUGUCUGCAAAUCACAGCCACAUGAUGGCACUGCUGCAGCAACUGCUGUACAGUGAGUCGCUGUCUCUCUCCUGGCGUGACAUCAUUGUGCCUGUGGUGAGACAGGUGGUGCAGACGGUGCGACCGGAUGUACGUAGUUGUGAUGAUGACAUGGAUAUCCGUCAGCUGGUCCACAUCAAGAAGAUUCCAGGAGGAAAGAAGUUUGACUCAGCUGUAGUGAAUGGCUUUGUUUGCACUAAGAAUAUUGCACACAAAAAGAUGAAUCCUUACAUCAAAAACCCCAAGAUCCUCCUCCUAAAAUGCUCCAUUGAGUAUCUGUAUAGAGAAGAGACCAAGUUCACCUGCAUUGACCCAAUUGUGUUACAGGAACACGAGUUUCUAAAGAACUAUGUUCAGAGGAUUGCUGACGUUCGGCCAAACGUGGUGCUGGUGGAAAAGACUGUAUCCCGUAUCGCUCAGGAUAUGUUACUGGAGCAUGGCAUUACCCUGAUCAUUAAUGUCAAACCUCAAGUCCUGGACCGUGUGAGUCGAAUGACUCAGGGAGAUUUGGUCAUUUCAAUGGAUCAGCUACUGACAAAACCUCGCCUGGGUACCUGCCACAAGUUUUACGUGCAUUCCUUCCAGCUUCCAAACAAUGAACUCAAGAACCUGAUGUUUUUUGAGGGCUGUCCUCCUCAGCUGGGCUGCACCAUCAAGCUCCACGGUGCCUCUGAGUACGAACUGGCACGGGUGAAGGAGAUCAUCAUUUUUAUGGUGUGCGUGGCCUACCACUCACAGUUGGAGAUCUCUUUCCUAAUGGAUGAGUUUGCUAUGCCUCCCAGCUUGGCCGAGAACUCUUCCUUCCCAUGUCUGCUGGAAAGCACCACUUUGGAAGAAGAGGUGGAGACUCUUAGCGAAAGGGAGAGCCUGGAGAAUGAUGGCUCUACACUGGGGGAUGAGAACACCAUCUUUGCUACAGAUGAAGAUUUUGAGCCAGGGCUCCAAGAGGUAUUUAAAGUCCACAGUAGACAGCCGUCCAUCACGGAGUCUACUCAUAAAGAUGCAGAAAGCCCCAGAAAAAAUAAAAAUGGUCCAGUUGCUUUUUUCUCCGGAGUAGAGGAGAUGAUGAAGACCUCCACACCUGUUUCUUCUCGCUCAAGCCUUCCCCAGCCAGUGCUACCAUCUUUCUUUAUUUCAGACAUGAAGGAAAUGUCGGAAGAAGUGAUCAAGGAUCUAUGUGUGGAGGAGAAGAACAAAGAUCUCGAGGAGACUGUGGUGCCUCAUGAGAGCACAAGCUCUGAGACCUCCCUUCAGCCAGCUCGACUCUUCAGCGACCCAUUGCAGGAUGAUACAGGCAUGUUCGUGACCGAGCAGAUUGCCUCUUCGGAUGACCACCUCAAAUCCAUCUCGGCUUUAUUUAAACAGGAGCUGAAAGACAUUAUCCUCUGCAUUUCCCCCUUUAUUACCUUUCGCGAGCCAUUUUUGCUCACGCCAGCUGGGCUGCGUUGUCCUAGUCGGGACUAUUUCCCAGAACAAGUUUACCACUCACCUCUCCUGAACAAGGACUCCAAGGAGCUGGAUGGCCGGCGCAAGAGGCAACUGCUUAAAGAGUCUGGUCCAGGUUCUGGCAACCUAACAAACAGUGCUGGGUCGCACCAAAGGACCAUCCUGAUCUUGCCCUGUCACAAACUUACGAGUACCCGCAUAGCAAAGCAGCUAGGCAGCAGUCAGGAUCUGGCACGCAUGCUGGCCGACUACCGUGCCCAAGGAGGACGCAUUCGGCAGAGGGAAGGAAUGCAAUUUCGUGAAACCCCGCCCACUAAAGUGCCAGUAAAGGCUGACAGUGAAGAAGAUAAAGGGGCGGGACAAAAUGAAUUAACGUGGGCCACAAAGUUGGACUGUUUAAAUCCAAUCAAUCACCAGAGGCUCUGUGUGCUGUUCAGUAGCUCAUCAGCACAGUCAAAUAAUGCACCAAACCCCUGCGUCAGUCCCUGGAUUGUAACAAUGGAGUUUUAUGGAAAGAAUGACUUGACCCUUGGUGUAUUUCUGGAGAGAUACUGUUUCAGGCCCUCUUACCAGUGCCCCAGCAUGUACUGUGACACUCCCAUGGUUCAUCACAUCCGCCGCUUUGUGCACGGUAACGGCUGCGUCCAGAUUGUUCUGAAAGAGCUGGACUCACCUGUACCCGGCUAUCAGCACACAAUUCUCAACUACUCUUGGUGCCGUAUCUGUAAACAGGUAACUCCUGUGGUCCCUUUGUCGAAUGACUCCUGGUCCAUGUCCUUCGCCAAGUAUCUAGAGCUCCGUUUCUAUGGGCGCCAGUACACCCGUCGUGCCAAUGCUGAGCCUUGUGGCCACUCCAUCCAUAAAGACUACCACCAGUACUUCUCGUAUAACCAGAUGGUGGCUUCCUUCAGCUACAUCCCAGUGAGAUUACUGGAGAUCUGUCUGCCUCCUCCAAAGAUCAUCAUCAGAAACCAGGGGCCCUUGAAAGCCAACUUGCAGCAGGACCUUAAAGACUUCUCCCAAAAGGUUGCUCAGGUGUAUCUGGCCAUAGAUGACCGUCUCACCUCCUUAAAAACAGACACCUUCAGUAAGACCAGAGAGGAAAAAAUGGAGGACAUGUUUGCACAGAAAGAUAUGGAGGAAUCGGAGUUACGCAGCUGGAUAGAGAAGCUACAAGUGCGGCUGCAGACCAGUAUGAUAGAUUCACCACAACAACUACAGGCUGUUCUGGAGUCAGUGGUGGUCAAAAAACAGAGCUUGUGCGAGACACUGCAGUCCUGGAACAACAGACUUCAGGACUUGUUCCAACAAGAGAAAGGCAGGAAGCGUCUGUCUGUUCCUCCUAGUCCUGGCAGACACAGACAGGCUACAGCAGAUGAGAGCAAGACUAGUGCUUUGGAGUCCUCUCCUCGUAACCCCUCCCCUGUGGUCCCAAAUGGUGAGAAGGAGGACCGUCAUCUCAACACAUUUCCAUCAAGCUCAGGGUCAUCAUCAUCAUUACUGCAGUUACCAUCGCCAUCUGAACAGUUUUCAGAUCUCGUCACGUGCUGUCCCUCUUUUCAAGAACAGGACUCUGCUAUUGUUCCAGAGGAUAUGUUUGAUGGACACUUACUUGGUUCCAAUGACAGCCAAGUAAAGGAAAAGUCCACCAUGAAAACCAUCCUGGCCAACCUGCUACCAGGCAACAGCUACAAUCCCAUCCCUUUCCCUUUUGACCCAGACAAGCACUACUUGAUGUACGAACAUGAGAGAGUUCCUAUAGCCGUGUGUGAGAGAGAGCCCAGCUCCAUCAUUGCUUUUGCACUCAGCUGCAAAGAAUAUAAAACCGCCCUUGAAGAGCUUACAAAAACAAUGGCAAAGACUGGAGGUGACGACACAUCUCAGACCAUUAGUGCUGUAGAGAGCAGAGCAAAGAACAGCCCAGCCAAACCCAGUGACAACAGCACAUCACAGCUGGGCCGCAGCAAUAUAGAUGCUGAUCCACUCAAGGAGCCUGAAAGUGGAGACAAACAGAAGAAGCAGACAGGAAACCCACACAUUGAGCUGCAGUUCUCAGAUGCAAAUGCAAAGUUCUACUGCAGGAUCUACUACGCAGAAGAGUUUAACAAGAUGAGGGAAGAGAUUAUGGAGAGCUUAGAAGAGCACUUUGUGCAAUCACUCUCCCGCUGUGUAAACUGGCAGGCUCGUGGUGGGAAGUCUGGGGCAGUUUUCUACGCCACUGAAGAUGAUCGCUUUAUUCUGAAGCAAAUGCCCAGAUUAGAGGUCCAGUCCUUCUUAGACUUUGCGCCCUACUAUUUCACUUACAUUACAGGAGCAGUUAAGCAAAAGCGGCCCACGGCUCUUGCUAAGAUUCUGGGAGUGUAUCGUAUCGGCUACAAGAACUCGCAGAACAACACAGAGAAGAAACUGGACCUCUUAGUGAUGGAAAACCUGUUCUAUGGGCGAAAGAUGGCACAGGUGUUUGACUUGAAAGGAUCGCUGAGAAACCGGAAUGUGAAAACGGAGCACAGAAAGGAGAGCUGUGAGGUGGUGCUUCUGGAUGAGAACCUUCUGAAACUUGUGCAUGAUAAUCCUCUUUAUAUCCGCUCCCACUGCAAGGCCAUUCUGCGUGCUGCCAUCCUCAGCGACGCCCACUUUCUGUCCAGCCACCUUAUCAUCGAUUACUCCCUGCUGGUGGGCCGUGACGAUGCCACGGAUGAACUGGUUGUGGGCAUCAUUGACUAUAUCCGGACUUUCACAUGGGAUAAAAAACUGGAGAUGGUAGUCAAGUCUACCGGGAUUCUUGGUGGUCAAGGUAAAAUGCCCACAGUGGUGUCACCAGAAUUAUACAGAGCACGUUUCUGUGAGGCCAUGGACAAAUACUUCCUCAUGGUUCCUGAUCACUGGACGGGUCUUGGACUCAACUGCUGAUGGGCAAGAAAGGAACAGCACUGCUAUAAAGGGAUAUGCUGCUCUCUCGUGCUCUUCACAGUGAUUCUUUGGAAAUCUCAAAGACUUCACCAUAGUGCACCCCACAAUAUCCUCAAUGUUGUCAGAAGCAAAGACACACUGGAAAGAUUGAACUGAAAUAGAUGAACAUUUAAAACCCUUACUGUUCUUUUAUAACCUAUUAAUCUGAACUGUGGACAAUGUAAACGUUUGUCAUAAAUGUACAGAGAUAUGUAAUUAAAGAUUAUUAAUAUUGGUGAAAGGUUUCUUAUUAUUUUUUAUUAUUUUGUGUUUUGACACAAAUUCAGGAUUCAGGAAUGGCCAGUGUCAUGACAAUCCUGUCCACUCAUGCAAAAUGAUUCACUAAAUAUCCUAUUCACUUGAAUUUAGACCGUAUAAUUAAACAGACUCCUCUGGAAACUAGGGAGUGCUUCCAAAGUCAAAUGGUGGGUAAAAGGAAUUUGAUUCAAAUACAUUUUAUUGCUUUAUGUGAAAGAUAAGGAUUUUGUAAACCGCUUUUAAAAUGCAAAACCAAAUCAUAUAUUUUUGUAAGUGUUACACAUAUCAAAUGAAAUAAAGGGAUUUUUUUUUC